Molecule: messenger RNA, 1314 nt
Organism: Centropristis striata (black sea bass)
Lineage: Eukaryota; Metazoa; Chordata; Actinopteri; Perciformes; Serranidae
Gene: nfatc2ip
Product: nuclear factor of activated T cells 2 interacting protein
Exons: 9
Coding region: 163-1179 (338 amino acids)
Biological process (GO): cytokine production; positive regulation of transcription by RNA polymerase II
Source: RefSeq, a predicted model, not a curated record
UUGUUGUGUUGUAUUUUGUCUUGUCUUGUCUUGUCUUGUCUUGUUUUGUUUUAAACGUGAGAGUCGCUCCUUCGUUCCCGUAGUGUAUAAUUCUCUUAGUACCUGAACGCACCACUCGCCUGUGUACCACAGCCCGUAAAGGCAGCAGCGCGGCAGAGCAUCAUGGCUGACUCGGUGUCAGACAGCGAGCGACAGGUGAAGCCUCCUCCCAAACGCAGACGCAUCCUCGACCCGUCGGCGAUCGUCUCCGUGCCCGUUUACUCCAACAAGGUCAGCAGCAGCCUGCAAAUGAAGCCGACGGCAGCUCUGUUCACCGAGAGGGAAAACUCCGACGACGGUGCAGACGACAGUUUGUGGUCCCAGUUUUCAUCCCGAGGACCAGCGGCAGCUGUCGUCGCCCUCAGUGACUCCGAGAACGACGAAGCAGAAGAAACAGAGAAUAAAUCAGAACCAGCAGCCAUCCGCUGCCCGUCUCCUCCUCCUCCAGAGAGUCCGGUCCAGAAGCAGUCCAGACAGGUCCAGCGGAAGAUCAGUGAGAUUGACAGAAAGCUGCGGGCCGUGAACUCGCUGCUGUCUCCAGAGCCUCAGGACAGGCGGUCCAGACGCCGGCGAGGCCGCCAGUCUCCAGAAGAGCGAGACAACCAGGACGACGUCAUCAUCCUGACCCCUAACUCUGGACUGCAGGACUCUCCGUACAGCUCGCCGCUCCGGGAGAUCCCCCUCAAGAUUCGCUGCCGAACUGACGUCCACAAGAUCCCGGUUCUGUCCGCGACGCCGUUAAGCGAAGUGGUGGCCCAGCUGUCCGUCAUCCUCGCCGUGCCUCCGCCUCGCCUCCUGCUGCUGAGGGAGGAGGUGGAGCUUCCAACGGACUCCACCGUCGGCGAGCUCGGCCUCGGCAUCGCUGACAUCAUCGAGUGUGUGGUGAUGGCAGUGGAGGAUAAAAGAGAAGCGGACAGCAUCACCGUCAGGCUGCAGAGCAAAGACAGAGCGUCUUCACAGGAGUUCUCCCUGCACAGAGAUGCUCCGCUGGGCUCCGUCUUCUCCCGUUUCCUGUCCAACAUGUCCCCCGGUGCUCAGAAGACGGUGGUCUUCCACUUCGACGGCUGCAGAGUGUCCCACAGCGAGACGCCGGCGCAGCUGGAGCUGGAGGACGGAGACAUCAUCGAGGUCUGGCUCUAGAGCCGGGAGACGGAGACACGUGGACCGCUCUUCUGGUGGUCCAAUCUCUUUAUUUGUAAACUGUAAAAAAUUAAACCAGGAUGGGAUUAUAUUUGUUUAGAUGCUAAUAAAAAAGUAUUAAAAACUCUGAAGUCA